UGGUCAUCUGCGCAGCGAGUAUAAAGCAACAAAACAUAUAAAGAUUUAGUUUAUAUAUUGCAUUUAACAGUUACACAAAUACCUUUCAUUACUGGUGAUGUCAGGGCUGCGCUCCAAAGUUAUCACUCUCUACAAGCACUUACAAUACCUGGGUCGUGACUACCCUGGCCUGAAUGGGCCGCAAAAGUUUCGCAAGCAAAUUCACGAUGCAUUCAUAAAGAACAAGGAUGAGCGCGAUCCCAAGAAGAUUGUCGCUCUGCUGGCACAGGGACGAUACCUCGCCAAGGAGGUGGAGGCGUUGUACUCGCUGAAAAAAUAUCGCAGCGUAAAACAGCGCUACAGCUGCAAUGAAAUGCAAAGCGGAAAUGCGAAUUGAAGGACUGAAACAGAAACGAGAAUAUGAUACAUAAACACCUUUUGUUUUUAUUGUAAUUGAGAAAACGAAACCAAAUGUACACCCCACACACACACACACACACACACACACACACAGCUACCAGCACACAUGCAAACACCAAUUGUUAUUUUCGAAUGUCUUGUCAAUGUUUAACUUUAAGUUAUUGUUGAAUAAAAGAGCAACAGUCAUUGGAUAAGCAAAAAGAAA
Messenger RNA from Drosophila novamexicana, 604 nucleotides. RefSeq names its product electron transfer flavoprotein regulatory factor 1 (gene osi). The transcript has 2 exons. Bases 98 to 376 code for a protein of 92 amino acids. Lineage: Eukaryota; Metazoa; Arthropoda; Insecta; Diptera; Drosophilidae. Gene Ontology annotation, cellular component: mitochondrion. The record is from RefSeq and is a predicted model, not a curated record. Gene Ontology annotation, biological process: respiratory electron transport chain.